Molecule: messenger RNA, 1059 nt
Organism: Bathycoccus prasinos
Lineage: Eukaryota; Viridiplantae; Chlorophyta; Mamiellophyceae; Mamiellales; Bathycoccaceae
Product: putative RNA recognition motif protein
Exons: 1
Coding region: 1-1059 (352 amino acids)
Biological process (GO): mRNA splicing, via spliceosome
Cellular component (GO): cytoplasm; nucleoplasm; ASAP complex
Molecular function (GO): RNA binding
Source: RefSeq, a predicted model, not a curated record
AUGGGACUGAACUACACGCGUGGGUCGACCAUCAUCAAGACGACGACGACGAAAAACAACAACAGCGAUCAUCGUCGAGAAGUUCCUAAAAGAGACGACGAAGAGACGGAGACGAGAAUACGAGGUGAAAGCAGACACCCGACGAACGUUUUGCACGUUUCGAACAUCUCCCCGAGACUGACGGGACACCACGUGAGGGAGAUUUUCAACGCGUACCAACUCAACGAGAAGAACGAACAUCGCGGGAUCGAAAACGUCUCCUUCGGCCACGGGAGGAAGUUUUGUCGCGUGCAAUUUCGGGAGCUGGAAGACGCGGAAUACGCGAGGGAGAACUUGGACGGCGGGGAAAUCGACGGGAGGGAGAUUAAGGUAGCCUUUGUCGAUUCGGUGAGUUGCGUCGAGAAGGGAGGAGUCGGCGGCGGCGCAGCGGAGGAGGAGAGGAGAGGAUUUGGCGGCUUUGGAGGGUACGAGAAUAAUAGGAAUAACACGUUCGAUAAUAAUAACGGUAGAGGAGAUAGCGGUACUUUUAGAGGGAGGAGGAGAGAUUUCGGCGGCGGCGGGUAUACUACGAACAACAACGCCAAUAACGGAACGCACGCCGCCAGAGAAUACGGCGGGAGACGAACGUCGCGGUCGCGUUCGCCUCCGCGGAGAAGAGAUAGCGGAACGUACAGAGGAAGAGACAGAGAUAGAAGACGAGGGUAUUCUGGAUCUCGAUCUCGUUCGCCUCCUUCGGCGUCUCGUUCUCGAUCUCGGUCUCGCUCUCGCUCGAGAGAGCGGUACGGCCGAAGAGGCCGAGUUGAACGAAGUAGACGACGCCACGAUCGUUCGCGAUCUCGAUCGCCGCCUUCGCGAAGAAGAAAGUCGUCUGGGAGUUACGACGAUGACGACGAUAAAGAUAACGCGAUGGAUGAUGGCGGUAAACAAGGACGCCGAAGGUCAUCUCGGAGAGACGCGCCGUACCGACGAAGAAACAGGUCGCCAUCGCAUUCGCGUUCAAGGUCUCCAGACAAGCGAAGAGGAAGAGGAAGGAGAGGUAAUCGAGAGUAUUCGGAGUAG